GUAGUUUUUAACAUUGCUAUGUGGAUUAAUAAACGGUGAAGCUGCUGAACAACAUUUCUUCCAUGUGGAUAUUUGUUCUACAAGUGCGGAUAUAAUCGCUUAUUUGACUUUUUUAUUUUUUCAAGGAGCCCAUUUAAUAGAAAGGUGGAGGUGGUGCGUAUGUGAGCAUGAUGUCCUCUUACCUCAAGCAGGGCCCAUAUGCCUGCAUGAACAGCCUGGCCCUGAGCGGGGCCGCCAUGGACCUGCUGCAUCCCUCGGUGGGCUUCCCCGGCAACCCGCGCAAGCAGCGUCGUGAGCGGACCACCUUCACGCGCACGCAGCUGGACGUCUUGGAAUGUUUGUUUGCCAAGACACGGUACCCGGACAUUUUCAUGCGUGAGGAAGUGGCGCUCAAAAUCAAUCUGCCCGAGUCGCGCGUUCAGGUGUGGUUCAAGAACCGCAGGGCUAAGUGUCGUCAACAGCAGCACAGCAACAGUAGCAGUUCCAAAGCCAAACCACAGAAGAAGAAGUCGUCUCCCACCCAAGAAAGCAGUGGUUCCGAGAGCAGUGGCCAGUUCACGCCACCCGCUACUACUUCGAGCUCCUCUUCAUCAUCCUCGUCCAUCACCCUGCCCGUGUCCUCCAUCUGGAGCCCUGCGCCUAUCUCGCCAGCCCCACCACCAGAUCAUAUUGCCCCUACAAUCAAUUCUACCACCGCCUCAUGCAUGCAGCGUAAUGUGUCGUCCACGACCACCGGGGGAACGCCGUCGUACCCAGUGUCUUACAGCCAGACGGCAGCUUACAGUCAAGGUUUCCCGACCACAGCGUCCGGGUCCUACUUUGGAGGCAUGGACUGCGGCUCGUACUUGACGGCGCCCGUGCACGCCCAUCACCACACCCACCAGCUUAGCCCUAUCACAGGACAUGGCCACCACCACAUGGGCCAGACAUCAGGCCACCAUCUCCACCACCACCAUCACCACCAUCCACCGCCUCCACACCCCCACCAAGCGUACACAACCUUUAACUCGGCCGAGUGUUUGGACUACAAGGAGCAGGCCGCCGCAUCGGCCUGGAAGCUCAAUUUUAGUGCUUCGGAGUGUUUGGACUACAAGGAGCAGGCCGCAUGGCGAUUCCAGGUGCUCUGACAGGCGCUCAAAGUCUUAAAUGAAGAAGAUUUGGGAUUCUAGACCGUAACCCGCUAAAGACUUGACUAGGUCUUUCUAUUUCCAGAUGACAAAAGUAUAUACCCGGGUGUCGAAUGAAGACAAAGAAAGAGGAGGAAAAGAAGGAAAGGUCAAGGGCUCUUCAGACUUUAGAAGGUCUACCUGGGGAUUUAAUUUGUCAAAACAUCCAGUGUCAAGGUGACCACACCCACAUCUCUGUAAAACAAGAUGGAAAAAAACAAGUAUUGGAUUUCUCUUCUUCUUGUCCACAACUACAACAGGGCCUAAAUGGUCUUCCUGAAGAACAAACGGUCCUAAGACAAAGCAGGCAUAUUCAUACCUGCCGUUUGGUCAGAACCAAACCAAAAAAGUUCAUGGUGCGCACCUUUUGGUCUGGUGUGAAUAGAAACCAGUGAACUCUGGUGCGGACCAAACAGCUGAUCCGAGACCUCACCGGAAUGGUGGUAUCGGUACGUGGUGAAGUUCGCUAAAGGUGUGAAAGCGACCGCACCGUGAAAUCAUAUACCUUUUUGCACGUAUCAGGCUUCUGUAGCACGAAAAUAUUGUUUGGUUAACAUCACAGUUUGUAGUUAGCAGUAUGUCUGCUAAUAUGAGUUGGGGUUCAACGUAGAGCAAUGAGGAGCGCCAUGUCUACUAUCCUUGUAAAAUGAACGUGGCAAUCAUUAUGAGCACAUUUGCAGUACUCAGGAGCUCUGUGAUUGUUUACUUCCGUAGUUUAGCUUCUUACCCCACCCAAACCGUUUUGUCCAAUGAUUUUGAUUGAAUGAUUUGAACAAUUUUUUGCACAUACUUAGGUUUGUUGUCAAAUCCUAGCCUGGAACUCCAGAGUCACCGCUGUUCCAGCUUUAGAGUCUGGCGACUGUUCAGCAGAUCAAUUUCCCAGGGUGGAGCAAGCCACAGCAAACAGCAGAGUGGACCAAUCAGCGACGAGCAGAUGUGACAUUGGUAAAGCGCCAAGAAACUCUAGCGCGAGGACGUAAACAUACGAGGAGAGCGGAGAAGUUUAUUCAACAUGGCUAGCGCGAGACAGACUGCUGGUUUUAGCGACUCAAUUUGUUUUUGGUCAUUUAAAAAAUUUCCCGUGGAUAGGAACAUAUUCUCGGCUCUCCCGUUCGCCAUCUGUGUUGUUGUGGAAACGACUUCCGACGCACAAGAGUUACGUUGCUCGUUAAGAACACGUCACGCAAAUAAACGAAUCCGAUUGCACGGACGAUUUCAUUCGGGCUCAAGAGGCAAAUUAGGAGCUAGGUCCCAGACUCUAUAGCUGGAAUAGCGGUGAGUCUGCAGUUCCAGGUUAGUCAAAUCCUGUGACGCCUGCUCAAACUGGAAUGUGAAAAACGAACCGUAUCAAAAAAGUCCGGACAAAAUGUCUUUUGGUGCGGACCAAAGAAAGCAAACUAUGGACUUUCCUGGUGUGACUACGCCCUAAGUUAAAGUGACCGUGAAGAAAAACAAGGUUCUUCUAGGCUAUGACAACAACAAUUUCUCCAGUUUCUUCCGAAUGGUCAAGAUACAAGGUGUAUGUGGCAACUUUUCAUGUAAAGAAGAAAAUCCAGUACACUUCUUCCAGUCUUAACCAGGAAGACCUCAAAUCUUGUUGGAGUUACCUUGUUGUAUAAGGAAAAAAGGUCCAGAGACAAAAUUUGUCUAAGUCUGGGGUGAAGAAUAGAAUAGAAUAGACUUUCUUUGUCGUUGAAGAGGAAGAUGACCGAAGAUUCU
Molecule: messenger RNA, 2885 nt
Organism: Corythoichthys intestinalis (scribbled pipefish)
Lineage: Eukaryota; Metazoa; Chordata; Actinopteri; Syngnathiformes; Syngnathidae
Product: homeobox protein OTX1 B-like
Exons: 4
Coding region: 168-1127 (319 amino acids)
Biological process (GO): regulation of transcription by RNA polymerase II; multicellular organism development
Cellular component (GO): nucleus
Molecular function (GO): DNA-binding transcription factor activity, RNA polymerase II-specific; RNA polymerase II cis-regulatory region sequence-specific DNA binding
Source: RefSeq, a predicted model, not a curated record